Sinocyclocheilus anshuiensis is the source of this 6202-nucleotide messenger RNA. RefSeq names its product snRNA-activating protein complex subunit 4-like. Gene Ontology annotation, cellular component: snRNA-activating protein complex. NCBI's taxonomy places the organism in Eukaryota, Metazoa, Chordata, Actinopteri, Cypriniformes, Cyprinidae. The record is from RefSeq and is a predicted model, not a curated record. The coding region runs from base 480 to 5774 and encodes 1764 amino acids. Gene Ontology annotation, molecular function: RNA polymerase II cis-regulatory region sequence-specific DNA binding; RNA polymerase III type 3 promoter sequence-specific DNA binding. The transcript is spliced from 26 exons. Gene Ontology annotation, biological process: snRNA transcription by RNA polymerase III; snRNA transcription by RNA polymerase II.
AUUGACGCGCGCUUCAUGUUUGUACACAACGUUAUAUGAGCGUCGAGUAGUUUUACUAGGGGAGAAUUAUUCUUUAAAGUUUAAGUAAGAUUUACAUAAAUCUUUGUGAUAUUUGCAACCUACCAUUCAAAGCGACGGCUUUGAUUUAUUGCGUAACAAGUGUAAAUCUAGUUUGCAAAGUCCCAAAGUGCACUCUUUGUAAACAUGCUGCUGCACAGGAAGAUUUGAUUGGGACAUUUAGAAAAGUGUGCAGUGAUGCUGCAGGAUCCAGCAGGCGUUUUUGUUUUGUUGGUGUGAUAGAAGAGCUGCAAUACUGAAGCAAAUAGCAGCAUGAUGCAUUGAAGGAAAGCUAAUGCAAGUACACGUCUGCUCGGCACAGACAAACUAGAGAUUUGGUUGCUAUACGUUUCUUUCCGGUUGCCAAACACUCAUGUACUGUAUUUUCUACUUCGUGGGCUAGAAGUCUCACCUCGUCUAUCAUGGAAUCGAACGAGUUGCUUGUGAAGAGGGAUAAAAUCCAGAGGGAGAUUUUGGCUCUUGAGAGUACUCUGGGUGCAGAAAGCAGAAUCAUAGACCUACUGUCAUCUGACAGCAGCAGUGACGAUGAUGAAUCUGAUUACAGUGGACCUGAAGUUGAAGGAGUGGAGCGCGAUGACUUGGAAGCAAAGCGUUUGCGGAUACAGCGGGAGAUUGAAGAGUUAGAGAAUACACUUGGUGCUAAUGCAGCACUGGUCGAUGUAUUGGAUGAGAGGGAACAUGACUCUGAUUCUAGUGAUGAAGACAGUGAUGAUGAUGAGUUGGAUCUUCCUCAAAAUGUGGAGACUUGCUUGCAAAUGAAUUUAGUCUAUCAGGAGGUGUUGAAAGAGAAACUAGCUGAGCUGGAAAAACUCCUCAAUGAGAAUCAACAGCAGCAGAAAGAGAUUGAGGCCCAGAUCUCUGGCCCAAGCACUUCUAGCUCCUCCGUACCAGGAAUUCCCCCUCAGAAACUAUUUCUUGGAUACUUCAUGAAGCCUUACUUCAAAGACAAACUCACUGGUCUGGGCCCUCCAGCAAAUGAAGAAACUAAAGCGAGACUGAGUCAUGAUUCCAGAACCAUUGAUGAAAUAAAAAGAUGGGACGGUUGGCAGAAAACUUUGCUGACUGACGCAGUCGCCAAAGACACCAUGAAACGGAUGCUACAACCCAAACUAUCCAAGCUGGACUAUCUGAGUGCCAAGAUGUCUAGAGCUGAUGAUGAGGGAAAAGAAGAAUUGAAAAAACAAAACGAUUUAAUCGAGAAAGAAAUUGCAGAAAUAAGUGCCCUGAGAGACGAUCAGCUGCUGGGUAAUCGCCAUGACGAUCAUGACUGGGAGAAAAUAUCAAAUAUUGACUUUGAAGGUUUGCGACAGGCUGAGGAUUUGAAAAGGUUCUGGCAGAACUAUUUGCACCCCUCCAUUAACAAGUCAGUAUGGAAACAGGAUGAGAUUGAUGAACUGAAAAGAAUUGUGGAAGAGUACAAUUGCUGCCAUUGGGACAAAAUCGCAGAGGCUCUUGGGACAAAUAGAACGGCUUUCAUGUGCUUCCAGACUUACCAGCGCUACAUUUCAAAGACCUUCAGAAGGAAAGAGUGGACAAAAGAGGAAGAUGAGAUCCUCAGAAAACUUGUUGAAAAAAUGAAAAUUGGCAACUUCAUUCCUUACAUACAGAUGUCAUACUUCAUGGAGGGCCGUGAUGGAUCACAGCUGGCAUAUCGCUGGACAUCCGUUUUGGAUCCCUCUAUAAAGAAAGGCCCCUGGUCCAAAGAGGAGGACCAGUUGUUGCGGAAUGCUGUCGCAAAAUAUGGCACCAAAGAAUGGGGGAAAAUCAGAUUGGAAGUCCCAGGCAGGACUGACGGUGCUUGUCGUGACAGGUAUUUGGAUUGUCUUCAGCAGAAUGUGAAAAAGGGUCCUUGGAGCAAAGAGGAGGUGGAACUACUAAAAGAAAAGGUUGCAAAAUAUGGUGUUGGCAAGUGGACUAAGAUUGCCUCAGAGAUCCCAAACCGGGUUGACUGCCAGUGCCUAAACAAGUGGAAAUUACUAACACAAGCUAGUAAGAGUAAAGCAUGUCAGGGUAAAGGCAAAAAAAGACAAAGGAAGCCAACAACAGUGCCACGAAAAAGAAAAAGACAAAAAGCAUUGAAAACUAUUAAAGAGGAGAUACUCACAUCCAGCGAGGACGAAAAACAUAUAAAGUAUAUGGACAGUGAUGUUGAAACAGAUGUUCCCUUAGUCAAAGUUCGGGAAAUACCACGAAAGGACUACGUACAGCCAGAUAUGAAGGCAUGGAUACCUGUAAAUGCAAACACAGGGGUUCAUUCUCUACAAACUGUCAGGACUGUGUGGGUCCAUCCUCCCUCCAAUGAGGAGGAGCUAGAGAAAUCCACUCUAGAAUCUGGCUCAGGCCGCAUUCCAUCAAAGAACAGCAAAUGUCCAAAAGUCACGCUCGCUUUAGUGCGCAAUACCAUCCUGAACCGCUUUGGAAACGUGGAAAGAACUUAUGUAGGUUUGAAACCUACCGUCUUGCAGAGUCAGACUGACGAUGAGAAGGCCAUGCUCAAGGUGUCUGUGAGUGAUAUUAAACAUUUCCUGCAGUGGAAGGGAGCAUCUGUAGUUAAGAAGGAGAAAAUGACAAGUCCAAAAAAUAUUAAGAAAAGAAGGUCGGUUCAGGACAUGGCCAGCCUUAAUAAUGACCUCUUUAAAGCCAUCACCCCAUGGAUUGGUAAUGUGAUCCUGCCUGCUCCAGUGAAUAAAAACACAUUUUGUGAAGGUGAUAUUGUUGGAAUGAAAGCAGAAGACAUCGCUCUUCCAAAAACAUCAGUGUUUUCGUUUUUCCUCAAAGCUUUUCAAAUAGAUGUCAAGGGUUGCAGGAAUGUCAUUGAAAUUCAGCAAAUGAUCAACAUUAAGAAGCCAAUUGCUCAAUCUAAACCAAGAGCAGUGUCUGUGAUUCUUAAGGAUGCAAAACGGAAAGCUGAGCACAAGAAACCUGCAGAACCUCCUCAACAUCCACCUCCCCUGCAGCCGGUUCUUCUUAACCCUCUCCAACUGCCAGUCAGGCAGAUGACAACCCCUACUUUGAUUCAACCCAAAACUCUUGUCAUUACACAGCCAAACAAGCAGAGGGCAGUGCAGCCUUUACUAAUUAAGUCACCACCACAAGUUUUAUCACAGAUUCCUCUACCGCUAAUACAGCUGACAGCACCUGCACAACCUGUCAUGGCCUCAACCCCCAAAUCACCAAGUACAGAGGACUCAAACAGCAUCAGAUCUGCAAAACGCAUCCGCAAACCUACUGAGAAAGUCCAAGCCCUAAUGGAAGAAGCUAAAGCUAAAGGUAGUAAAAAAGAGUCACAGAAACUAAAUCAAGGCAAACAGAAUGUUGUUUUUCCAACUAUUACAUUGCAGAUGCAGGCAGUAAACUGGAUUUUUACGCCCACCAAGUUGGUACAAGUAACUGGUCCACUUUCUGCUAAUAUCCCAAGCAACCAGACACUAACUGUGCCAAAUAGUUCCACCCUGAAUAACAGUAUUAGUCCAUGCAUCUCAACUAAUCUAUACCCAGCAUCAUCUGCACUGGAUGUUGCUGCUUCCUCUGUUAGUCCUGCCCUUAUCCAUUCUUCAGUCUCAAAUGCCCCCAGAGAUACCCUAAAGACUUCCUCCUCUGUGAACAUUAGCCCCAAUGGCAUCCAGACACCUCUUUCACCUACUUCUACCUUAGUACAGAGCAAAAGUGUGCUACAUAGUGUUCAGAUGUUAUCCCCGACACCUAUCAAAGUGGACCAGAAAGGUUCACAUGUUGAAGCUACGAAGAACUCCUCAGACUUCACUUCUGAUGAAUCCAUUGUAAGGCAAUAUCAGAUAUCUACAUCAACUGGUUCCAGAGUAUCUCCUGCUGUUUUCAGUGUUCUUCCAGUUCCCUUGACUGUGCCACCUUUGGCUAGUUCACCAGUUGUAUUGAAGCCAACAAAUAAUGUUGCAGUGGCAAAGUCUCCUGGUGUUACUGAAAAUGGCUGCGUUCUUGUGAGAACUAAUCAGCUGCCAACCGUAAUCCAACAGAAAAGUUUGCCUGACACAAUAUUGAGCCCCCUUUCUGCUUCUAGUAGACCAAUUGCUUCUUCACCUCAGGUUGUAGUUCAGAUUGUGGCUUCAUCACCUCAGAUUGUGGCUUCAUCACCUCAGAUUGUGGCUUCAUCACCUCAGAUUGUGGCUUCAUCACCUCAGAUUGUGGCUUCAUCAUCUCAGAUUGUGACUCCAUCAACUCGCAUUGGAGCUCCAUCACCUCAGAUUAUGGCUCCAUCACCUCGGAUUAUGGCUCCAUCACCUCGGAUUGUGGCUCCAUCAACUCAGAUUGUGGCUCCAUCAGCUCGGGUUGUGGCUCCACCACCUCAGAUUGUGGCUCCAUCAACUCAGAUUGCGGCUCCAUCAACUCGGAUUGCGGCUCCAUCAGUUCAGAUUGCGGCUCCAUCAGUUCAGAUUGUUGCUCCAUCACCUCAGAUUAUGGCUCCAUUACUUCAGAUUGUGGCUCCACCACCACGGACUGUGGCUCCACCACCUCGGAUUAUGGCUCCAUCACCUCGUAUUAUGGCUCCAUCACCUCAGAUUGUGGCUCCAUCAGCUCGGGUUGUGGCUACAUCAGUUCAGUUUGUGGCUCCAUCACCUCAGAUUGUGGCUCCAUCAGCUCGGAUUGUGGCUUCAUCACCUCGGAUUGCAGCUUCAUCACCUCAAAUUGUGGCUCCAUCAGUUCAGAUUGUGGCUCCAUCACCUCACAUUAUGGCUCCAUCAGAUCGGAUUGGGACUCCAUCACCUCGGAUUAUGGCUCCAUCACCUCCAAUUAUGUCUCCAUCAUCUCCAAUUAUGGCUCCAUCACCUCCAAUUAUGUCUCCAUCACCUCAGAUUGGGGCUCCAUCACCUCGGAUUAUGGCUCCAUCACCUCGGAUUAUGGCUCCAUCACCUCGGAUUGUGGCUCCAUCACCUCAGAUUGUGGCUCCAUCACCUCAGAUUGUGGCUCCAUCACGGAUUAUGGCUCCAUCACCUCAAAUUAUGGCUCCAUCACCUCAGAUUGUGGCUCCAUCAACUCGGGUUGUGGCUCCACCACCUCAGAUUGCGGCACCAUCAGCUCGAAUUGCAACUCCAUCAGUUCAGAUUGUGGCUCCAUCAGCUCGGGUUGUGGCUCAACCACCUCAGAUUGCGGCUCCAUCAGCUCGAAUUGCAGCUCCAUCAGUUCAGAUUGUGGCUCCAUCAGCUCGGAUUGUGGCUCCAUCAGAAAUACCUCAAAUCAGAACAUUAAGUGAACCAUUGCUCCCUAUUCCUGAUAUUCCCUCUGAUGUUGUUAGCUUUAAUCCUCACUUGAUAUUCCCUGAGCAGUCACCUGAAGUAGAUGACUGGAUGAAUGGAAAAGGUGGAAUUCCACUACCUCAUUUAGAGAUGUCUUUGCCUUACCUUCCGCCAUCUGCCGCCAGCAUCAAAACACUGACUUCUUUGCUCAAAGUUAAACAAUCUCUGCUUGCAGCUGCAGUGAAUAUCUUGCCAGUUGAGUAUCAAAACUAUAGAGAGGAAGAAGCUCAAGUAGCUGCCAUCCGUAAAAUGAUUGCCGAAAGAUUUGCCUCAAAUCCAGCGUACCAGCUUUUGAAGGCUCGUUUCUUGUCGUGCUUUACUUUACCAGCCCUUUUGGCCACUAUAAACCCUUCUGUGAAAUAUGAGUUGCCCACAGAUAACAAUGGUGAUGAAGAUGAGGUCUUGAUAUUACAAGAUAAAGAUUAAAAAAAGGAUUCGGCCACCAGCUGCAGGGAUUGAGCUUAACACAAAUGAAAAUGAAGCAUCAGCAAAACAGUUCUCAGGAAUCAGUACAAAAAGACAAAGGAGUCGACAUUGAGUUACAUAAGAUUCAUCAUCUGAAUGAGUACCAGUAACUUCAGAUUUGGUACAGUUCACGAUUCCUGUAGAAAUGUGUACCACUAAAAAACAUAUUACAGUUAAAGGGACCAGUCAGAUAUCCAUUGCACUAAUUUUGUUUACUCCAUCCAUACGUUUUAAGAACAUUCAGUAUGUGUCCUGACAAUUUUUUGGAAAUAAAAUUAUAAAUAAACAAGACUCAGUAAGGUUGCACUGAGCUACUAUUAAAUUAUUAUAUACUUUCGUUACUGCUUUUUGAAUAUUCUGUAGAAAUGUUAAAUGUUUUGUCAUUGUUU